GUGUUGUACCACAGAAAGGAUUAAUAGUGACACCAAUAGUUUUUCUUCUUGCUCUCUUAAGUUUCACUUCCUCUUUUUUCGCCCGAUUGAGCUGUGGCAGUCACAGUGAAGCACAACGAAAAGUCUUCAUCUCCGCUCCCCAUCAGCUUAUCGCUCCGCUGCAGCAGGAAACACUUUAUUACCUGCAAAUGGCCCUCCAGUGGCUGAGCUGCAGUACUGCAGUGUUGCUGUUUCUGGUUCACAUCACCCCAGCUGAUAUGCAGUCCUGCAAUGGGGGAAUCCCUGGGAUUCCUGGGAUACCAGGCACUCAUGGGCCCAACGGCAAUGAUGGUGCUAAAGGAGAGAAGGGAGACCCCGGUGAGGCAGAUCAUACCAUCAGGGGUCAGAAAGGAGAACCUGGUCCAAUUGGUCCUCCAGGGCGACCUGGACUGAAAGGGGACCCAGGCCAACCAGGCAGUAGGGGGUUAUCAGGUCUACGCGGGCCGAAGGGAAGCCCCUUUGGCCAACAACAAUCCUAUUUCUCCUUGAAAUCUACAACAUCAUCAGUAGUAGAUACUCCCAUCAUCUUCAAUGGACCAAUUUUGGCUGAAGAGAAUGAACCGUUUCGAGGAGAAAGACUGACAAAUGAUACAACGUACAUCUGCACCAACAGAGGCAUAUAUUUCUUCAGUUACCACAUCUCAGGAAAGUAUAAGGUGUGCCUGAAGUUGGAGAAAAAUGGUGUAAGUGACAUGGAAUUGUGUGACCAGUAUAAUGGGUUUCUGGUCGUCUCUGGGACGGCAGUUCUGGAGCUGGAAGUUGGCGACGUGGUCUCACUGAAGACAGUCAAGACGAACACCAUCCUGACAGGCCAGGCCAGCGCCAGCACCAUAUUCACUGGCUUCCAGAUCUUCCCAACCUCCUAAAUCUGCAGUCUCCACAGUUUAAUAAAUUACAAACCUUCUGGGACAGUUAAAGGAACUAAAUGAUGUUUGUGUCUUCUUUAACAGAGCAAAGACUACCCACAUUUGUAAAGGUUAGCUCUGUGUUGCAGAAUUCAUCCCAUUACACUAACCACAAAUCAUGUUUUACUCAUGCAUGUAUUACGGAAACACAGUAAACAAUUCCCCAGUUUUA
Pundamilia nyererei is the source of this 1116-nucleotide messenger RNA. RefSeq names its product complement C1q subcomponent subunit B-like. The coding region runs from base 189 to 905 and encodes 238 amino acids. Gene Ontology annotation, molecular function: protein binding. NCBI's taxonomy places the organism in Eukaryota, Metazoa, Chordata, Actinopteri, Cichliformes, Cichlidae. The record is from RefSeq and is a predicted model, not a curated record. The transcript has 5 exons.